AUGAAGACGAAGAGAGGGAGGAAAGGUUGGAUGGCCCUGAAACUUGACCUAGCCAAGGCCUAUGACAGAUUGGAGUGGAGUUUCAUCCAUGACACUUUGAUGGAAAUUGGGCUUCCUGAUAACUUGAUUCGUCUGAUAGAUAAAUGUGAUGGUCCCCUUAUUACCCAUCUCCUCUUCGCUGAUGAUAUAGUACUGUUCGCUGAAGCUUCUAUCGAGCAAGCCCAAAUCAGUAACCAAGUUCUCAGAGUUUUCUGUGAUGCUUCCGGUCAAAACAUCAGCAGGGAGAAAUCUAGGGUCUUCUUCUCCAAGAAUACCUGCUUCGCUAGAGACAAGGAGAUCAACGAGUGUCUUAACAUCAACCUGACUGGUGACCUAGGUAAAUACCUAGGGAUUUCCCUUCAUCAUAGAGCAGUGUCUCGAGCCUCCAUUUCCCAUAUCAUGGAUCACGUUCAAGGUAGACUGGAUAGUUGGAGCCACCGCUCCCUAACGUUAGCUGGUCGCAUCACGCUAGCUAAGCCUGUAGUGGCAGCCCAUCCCACCUACAGCAUACAGUCGGUUUCCCUCCCUAUCAACGUGUGUGAAGAUUUGGAUAGAUGCACCAGAAACUUUAUUUGGGGUUCCACAGAUUCCCAAAGGAAAUCCCACCUUGUAAAUUGGAAUAUUCUUUGCUCGUCCAAGGACUACGGUGGCAUGGGCCUUCGUCAAUCGAAGGCUAUGAACAAUGCCUUAAUCAUGAAAGUUGGCUUUAGUGUUCUGGCUAAACGUGAUGCUCUUUGGGUGAAGGUUGUACGCAACAAAUAUGGCCUUGGAGACGAUCUGAUCCCCAACCCUACUAGGACUUCCGUGAAAUCCAAUCUGUGGAAAGGUGUGCUAAACCAAUGGACUCAAAUCACUGAUGGAUCAAGGAUUUUAACAGGUGAUGGGAGGAGAACUAAGUUUUGGCUGGAUAGAUGGAUUUCUCAGGUGAAUAACUUGCUGGCAGUUGCCACGGGGCCCAUAAACGAGGCUCAUCUAAACUACGGGGUGGACAGGUUUGUGGAUGCUCAGGGAAGUUGGAGAUGGAACCUCUUCCAACAUUUACUCCCCAUUCAG
Molecule: messenger RNA, 1092 nt
Organism: Gastrolobium bilobum
Lineage: Eukaryota; Viridiplantae; Streptophyta; Magnoliopsida; Fabales; Fabaceae
Exons: 2
Source: RefSeq, a predicted model, not a curated record